This is a messenger RNA of Melampsora larici-populina 98AG31, 1989 nucleotides long. RefSeq lists its product as uncharacterized. The transcript is spliced from 7 exons. Gene Ontology annotation, biological process: endoplasmic reticulum to Golgi vesicle-mediated transport; intracellular protein transport. Gene Ontology annotation, cellular component: Golgi membrane; cytosol. Gene Ontology annotation, molecular function: syntaxin binding. Bases 1 to 1989 code for a protein of 662 amino acids. Lineage: Eukaryota; Fungi; Basidiomycota; Pucciniomycetes; Pucciniales; Melampsoraceae. The record is from RefSeq and is a predicted model, not a curated record.
AUGGCAACAUCAUCUCUUUCUCUAAGAGAAUAUCAAAUCCAAUCACUAAAAACUCUACUGAGUUUCAACAAUCCAAAUCAACAACUCACCAACAGCACUGAAUCCGAUCCGAGUUCAUUACCACCAUGGAAAGUGCUUAUCCUAGACCAAAGGUCACAAGACAUACUAGCAACGAGUCUAAGAGUUCAAGACUUAAGAUCUUUAGGUGUGACACUUCAUAUGCAACUGAAUACAGAUCGACCAGCACUUCCAGAUGUACCUGCGAUUUAUUUUGUUAGUCCGACUAGAGAAUCAAUUCAACGGAUCGGUAGAGAUCUUGAAAAAGGACUCUAUGAAACGUUUUAUUUAAACUUUACUAGUUCUUUACCUAGACCUUUGUUGGAAGAAUUGGCUAGUUUAGUGAUUGAGAGUGGGGCUGAUGCUUCAGUUUACGAUCAGUAUCUCGAUUUCAUUGUGCUUGAACCUCAUCUAUUUUGUCUUUCAUAUACCGGUAGUAGUUCAGGACCUAAACGGACAACAUACGAGAUCCUGAACGAUCCGCGUGCGUCAGAAGAAGAUGUUGAACAAACUGCCGAUAGUAUUGCAAAAGGACUUUUCAGUGUAGUAGCAACAAUGACCCAGUUACCGAUCAUUCGUUGUCCACGUGGAAAUGCUGCGGAGAUGGUUGCUCGAAAGUUGGAUAGCCGAUUACGUGAUUAUCUUUUGUCAUCAAGAUCUAAUCAUCUCUUUACGUCGGAAUCGGGACGACCGGUCUUAUUGAUCCUCGAUCGGAAUAUCGAUCUGGUACCAAUGUUGAGUCAUAGUUGGACUUAUCAAGCUCUGGUUAAUGAUGUACUUGAGAUGAAACUCAAUCGUGUCACUGUUGAGACACCAGAGGCUGGUCGGUUGCAGAAAAGGGUCUAUGACCUUGAUAGUAAAGAUUUCUUUUGGGCUAAAAACUCUAGCAAGCCGUUUCCAGAAGUGGCAGAAGAGAUUGAUACCGAACUCAACAAGUAUAAAUCUGAUGCAGCUGAGAUUACACGGUCAACAGGGAUUGGAGAUAUUAAUGAUGUUUCACAAAUUGACGUCACAUCUAAUGCUGCACAUCUAAAGGCUGCCAUCACCGCUCUGCCUGAACUCACCGCACGUAAAACUACACUGGACACUCAUAUGAACAUUGCUACCGCCUUACUCCAAGGGAUCAAACAUCGAGGGCUUGAUACUUUAUUCCAAAUGGAAGAUUCGAUUUCUAAACAGAACCGACCAAGCUUAUUAGAAGCUCUCAAAGACCCAGAAAAACAUGAACCGAAUGAUAAAUUAAGAUUGAUGUUGAUUUAUUAUUUGAGUAAUAAUGAGAUCUCAAAGGAAGAUUUGAUAGAGUAUGAAAGAGCGUUGAAUGAAUGUGGAGUGGAAAGGAUGGGGAUUUGGGAGUAUGUUAAGAAGAUUAGGGAGAUCUUGAGGAUGACGAAUUCGAUGAGUUUAGGUAGUGCUAGUGUGCCGACUUCGAUGUCUAACACUGGUGGUCCAGGUGGUGAACUGUUUAGAGGGUUUAGUGCGAUCAGUAAUCGGCUAACAGAUCGUCUAAAAGAAGGAGGAUUAGGUGGAGGAGCAUUUGAUAAUAUCUUAUCAGGUGUUAAAAACUUUUUACCAGGAAGGAAAGAUUUUGGAGUCACCAGAUUGGUAGAAGCAGUUAUGGAUCCAAGUUCAGGAUCUAAUCAAGCUUUAAUGGAUACAGAUGAUUAUCUUACAUUUGAUCCUAGAUCAGGUAGGAACAUGCCAUUAGGAGGACUGAAUAAUAAGAAAACCAGAGUUGGCUUUAGUGAAGCGAUUGUCUUUGUGGUGGGUGGAGGAGGAUAUGUUGAAGCUUCGAAUCUUCAGGAAUUUGCGACUCGAGCUAGUCUUAGUGGUGGGAUGGGUGGAAGUAAGAAGAUUACAUAUGGAUCUACUGAGAUUUUAACACCUAAUGAAUUUUUAGAUUCGUUGGAUAGAUUAUCAAAAGUGAACACAUGA